CCGGGGAGGGUUUUUCUUUCAGAAGGUGGGGGUGGAUCUUCCUCCGUCGUCGUUCAAAAGUCUCUUAAGGAGCUGUGGGGGCUCCACAGGAGCACAUGUGAGCUGACUGACCGGAGUGUCCCUGGGGGGUCAAUAACAAACAGGUCCAGCGAUGUGUUCACGUUCGGUGCUGAUGUGUUGGACCGUCGUGGCUCUCUUCCCCUGCCCGCUCAGCUGCGUGGAUUCCGGGACGGUCCAGAGCGCAGUCCCGCAUCCAAACAACUACAACCCCGACGACGCGGAGAGGUGUCUGCAGCCCCCCAUCAGCAGAUUCAUCGCGCGCUCGUCGGGGUCCUCCACCUCCACUGACGAGGUGCUGGAGUCCAGCCAGGAGGCGCUGCACGUGACGGAGCGCCGCUACCUGCGCCUGGACUGGUGCAAGACGCAGCCGCUGAAGCAGACCCUCCGCGAGGAGGGCUGCGUGAGCCGCAGCAUCAUCAACCGCUUCUGCUACGGACAGUGUAACUCCUUCUUCAUCCCGCGGCACGUGUACGAGGACGGCAGCGCCUUCAAGUCCUGCUCGGCCUGCAAACCCAGGACCUUCAGCACCGUCACAUACACGCUCCUCUGCCCGGGCCAGACGCCCAGCACGCGGAGGAAGCGCGUCCAGCGCGUGAAGCAGUGCCGCUGCGGGACGGUCAGUGCGGAGUAGAGCCGAAAGGGCUGAUGGGACUGCUCCUAGAACGGGUCACGGUGCGUGAACAUAAUGUACAGAAAACUAUUACUUUAAAUAUUUGUUCCUGAUGAUGAGUCAACGCGCGCCGCUUGACGGAUCUGCCGCGCGCGCGCAGGAUUCCGUCUGUCAUCUGCGUAAAGUUCUCAUCCAAAAAAAUCUUCAGACGUGGUUCAGGACAUUAACCUGAGCCACACGAGGCUCUCUGACUUUAAACAAAAUACAAAUGUUAUGAACACAUAAUUUAAGUUUUGUUAUUUAUGAUUUUUGAACUGAUGGAACUUUCUUUGUUUGUUUUACGAAAUUUACUCUAAAUCAAGAAGUCUCGUGUGUUUUACCACCCCUCCAAAAUGCCCAGAUGACCGAGCAAAAUUAUGGUAAAACGUGUUCUAUUUAAGAAAACAUGUUUAUCAAUGCUGCACAACAGAGUUUAGCUUCUGUUCAGAGACAAAGUGCUUAAAUUGAAAGUGUAGAACUACAUGUGAAUGUGGAUUUACCAAAAACAAACAAAGUGGGCAUUCUAAUAUUUCACAGUAAACGGAUUAUCACCAAAUUCCCCUUUUUGCUGCAGCGGAAGGAUCUGAUUUGACAUACACUGUAUUUUAUUUUGAAAGGAACUUGUUAUCAAAAGUAAAAGAAGCUAAAAAUGUCUAUAUUAGAAAAACAGUAGAUACACUGAUAUGUUUUAAUUAUUGUAAAGAUUUAAAAGCUAUGUUUUAUAAAUAAAUAGUCACAAAAACUGAAAUAAAGUGUAUUUUUCUAAACUUUAAGACUUUCUGGGUUUUGGUCAGUAAGAAACAGACUUAAUGUUAAAGGUGUCCUGAUCUUGAGCAACACAUCAAUUAAAAAUUUCAUCAUUUAAAGAAAAUCUGCCACAGUCAGCACUUUCCGCUCCUUUAAACAGUUUAUCACAAUGAAGCCGCUGCAGGCCUCUUGUUUUAUGAUCACUCCAUAGCAAACACACUAUUUUCUGGGUGUUAAAAUCUGAUGAAAAUAUAUACAACUUUUCUUGUCUGUAUUAGUGUAAAUUGCCAUGGCAACCAGAGUUUCCCCAAUGUCUGCUUGAGCUUCUCUACGCGGUUAUGAUCAAAUGCAGGUUUAUUUAUUUAGGAUGACACUGGAGAAAUGAAAUGUGAUAAACAUCUGAUUGAACGAAGCUUCAGGUAACAAAGAUGGGUCAAACUCGGAUCCAGCGGCUGGAAAUGAAUCAGUUUUUCCUUAAAGUCUUUAGAACGUAUGCACUUCAUUUAAGGUGAGUGCUGGGUCACAUAAACAUGUAUUAACAAUGGCAUAUUUCUCAUGAUUAACUGACGCUCAAACAUCCACCAGAUUUCUCUUUCAAUGUGAAGAACAUGAGAACGAAAACUUUUGCAGGACAAGUUUGAGGUUUUCUUUCGGUCAUAAUGUGGUCAGAAGAUGAUUUUAGGUUCUGUCCAUUGUGUGGAAAACUGAACAGAUUCAACUUCACCUCUUAAACCUGCAUGAAUAGUUAGUUAAUGCUGCAUGUUGUUAAA
Messenger RNA from Oryzias melastigma (Indian medaka), 2226 nucleotides. Its product is annotated as gremlin-1. The transcript has 2 exons. NCBI's taxonomy places the organism in Eukaryota, Metazoa, Chordata, Actinopteri, Beloniformes, Adrianichthyidae. Gene Ontology annotation, biological process: animal organ morphogenesis. Gene Ontology annotation, molecular function: BMP binding; receptor ligand activity. The record is from RefSeq and is a predicted model, not a curated record. The coding region runs from base 152 to 691 and encodes 179 amino acids.